AUGACCCGCGACACCCCGCGCCUUCCGCUAUCGGCGGCCCUUCCGCCGCUGGUGAUGGGCACCGCGACUUUUAACUCACAGUACAACGAAGACCCAUACGCUCUCCCGACCACCGAGCUCGUCCACCGUGCCUUUGCCAACGGAAUUCGCGCCUUCGAUACCUCCCCCUACUACGGCCCCGCUGAGGAACUCCUCGGCCGCGCCCUCGCCACAGAUUUUGUGCAGACGCAGUAUUCCCGAGACUCCUACUACCUGCUCACCAAGGUCGGACGCAUCGCCGGCUCGUCAUUCGACUAUUCUCCGAAAUGGGUCCGCAAAAGCGUUGCGCGGAGUCUUCGUCGCCUACACACCGAGUACCUUGAUGUCGUAUACUGCCACGAUGUCGAGUUCGUCUCGCCCGCCGAAGUGUUGGAGGCUGUCCGCGAGCUGCGCAGGAUAAGGGAUACAGAGGGGACAAUUCGCUACGUCGGCAUCUCUGGAUACCCCGUUGAUGUCCUGUGCGAUCUCGCGGAAUUGGUCCUCCGCGAGACAGGCGAGCCGCUCGACGUCGUCAUGUCCUACGCCAACUUUACGCUGCAAAACACCCGACUCCUGACCGAAGGUCUACCGCGCCUCGUCGCGGCCGGCGUCGACGUGAUUCCAAACGCAUCACCACUGGGCAUGGGAUUGCUACGAAGAACAGGAGUCCCAAUCGGCAGCAUGGGCGAUUUCCACCCGGCGCCGGACGGCCUCCGAUCAGCCAUUCACAGCGCCGCGGAGUGGGCCGAUACACAGGGGGAGAAGAUCGAAGUCAUUGCGAUCCGGUUCGCUCUCGAGUCGUGGCUGCGCAAUGGCGCAAAAGCGGGAUCGCUCGGUCCGCCUCUUGCUCGUAGCCCCGACGCGGACCCGGGCUUUCUCUCCGUCGCAAACAUGGGCACGGGCGAGAGACUAGGCGUGAGCGUCAUGGGCGUCAGCAACGUCGACGAGUUGAACGAGACCCUCCGUGUCUGGCACAGUAUCGUCGACGGGCUUGAGAACCGCGACGAGAACCUCGGCGACGACUACUUUGAUGCGCCGAAACCAACAUCUAUACCCUCCGCUACCAAUGCACCAGCCGUCCUCACGCCCUCCGACGGCAUAAUAACAGACCACGCCUGGUCCCGAGACCGCCGCACCCGCAUCCUUUCCCUUGCCCAGAAGAUCCAAACGAUCCUCACCCCAACGUGGGUCGACUAUACCUGGCCCAGCCCACCCCCAGACUUCGUCAACACACUCUCACCAGACCAUUCAACCUCACUGAAGGACACCAUUGCAGCUGCUAGCCCGACGAGCAAGAUCGCUGCUGCUGUUAGCGUUGGCGAGAACGAGGCUAUGAUGACUCCUCCUUUGGAAGCGCAAGAUUUCAAUAUACCCGCUGGUACAGUUCCGGCUAAUGCUCUGUGA
Molecule: messenger RNA, 1422 nt
Organism: Aspergillus calidoustus
Lineage: Eukaryota; Fungi; Ascomycota; Eurotiomycetes; Eurotiales; Aspergillaceae
Source: the annotation of a GenBank genome assembly